Wasmannia auropunctata (little fire ant) is the source of this 330-nucleotide messenger RNA. RefSeq lists its product as uncharacterized. NCBI's taxonomy places the organism in Eukaryota, Metazoa, Arthropoda, Insecta, Hymenoptera, Formicidae. The annotation marks the transcript as partial. The record is from RefSeq and is a predicted model, not a curated record. The transcript is spliced from 2 exons.
AUGUGGGGUGUACCCUUGCCGGAUGCUGAUGAUCGCGUGCCCGAGGCGGAGGAAGAUCUGGAGUCGAUCUCCUCUCUAUCCACCGUGAUGUGGGAGGAUGUCAUGCGUGAGACGUCCGAUCUAUUGGCUAUGGCGGAAAACGAGUCAACGCCGGACUUAGCCGCUCUGCUUGUGCCCUCGGGUAGUGGCUUCGACGAGGUUCCGGACGGCCGUGGCAAUGUAGUGCCGUUACCGGAUGAGUUGCUGGAGGACUUUCCGUCCGAUGAAGACGACACUAGCUUCAUCGAAGAAUUCAGGGAUCCUUCCGGGGAUCCUGAUUUUUCCGAAGGC